Electrophorus electricus (electric eel) is the source of this 1086-nucleotide messenger RNA. RefSeq names its product fun14 domain containing 2 (gene fundc2). Gene Ontology annotation, biological process: autophagy of mitochondrion. The record is from RefSeq and is a predicted model, not a curated record. Gene Ontology annotation, cellular component: mitochondrial outer membrane. Lineage: Eukaryota; Metazoa; Chordata; Actinopteri; Gymnotiformes; Gymnotidae.
AUCAACAAGCUGCUCUGUGAAAAAAUGGCUUCGUUGGAGAUGUGUACUGUUUUGGGAGCAAAGGACCUGAAACUACUUUAGAAACACUGAGCAGCCCAGAGACAUACACCCAGUUUCUCAUUUUGAGCAACAAAGAGAAAGACACACCUUUGAAACUGAAGUCUGGACGCAUUUUGAGUUCAGAUGGUGAAGUCUUUGUUAUGGACUUGGCAGAGCAUGUCAAGAAACAGAGAUGGUGGAACAAAAUGUUUGGCAAUAAUUCUGGACCAGCUGCCGAGAAGUAUUCAGUAGCCACACAGCUUGCAAUUGGUGGGGUGACUGGCUGGUGUGCGGGGUAUUUGUUUCAGAAAGUUGGGAAACUAGCUGCAUCAGCAGUUGGUGGUGGCUUCUUUUUGCUCCAGAUUGCUAAUCAUACAGGGUACAUCAAAAUUGACUGGAAGAGAGUCGAGCAGGAUGUGAACAAAGCCAAGAAGCAACUGAAGCUAAACACAGAGAAGCCGCCUAAAGAAGUGAGGACAAAGGUGGCUGAGGUGCAAACAUUUGUGAAGAAGAACAUUGUCCUGACAGGCGGUUUUGCUGGGGGGUUCCUACUCGGACUGGCAUCAUAAAAAGCACCUCCUCGAUUUUAUAUGUACUCUCAAUUUAGAAUAAAAAAGAUGCCAACUUACUGCAUGUAAUGGAAUUUGGCAUUUAAAUGACUGGCACUGCAGCUUUUAUUCAGCUGAAUACUCUGUUACAGACUUUUUUUUCUUUAGCAAACACAGCCAAGCUGUUCUUUUCGUCAUAUGUGUUGUUUUCAUAUUUUAAGUAACUUUCCCUUUUGAUUUCUUCUUACAAUGUUUAAACAAUUUUGCAGUUUAUUUUUGUGGUAUGAAUGAUUAGACAUAUAUACCUGAGUAUGUAUCGAAGUUUAUAUAUACAUAUGGCACCCUGAAACUCUUAAUUCUUGAAAACUGUAUUUUUCCUCACAUUAAAGCUCAAAUUAUGGAUCUCCUUAGUUUAAAAGAGAGCAGCUACAAAGUAGAUUUCAUUGAAAAUCUGUAUUUUCUUAUUUAAGUAAAAAGUUGAAGUAAAUGGGUAAACAUU